Messenger RNA from Aspergillus aculeatinus CBS 121060, 1221 nucleotides. Its product is annotated as HSP20-like chaperone. NCBI's taxonomy places the organism in Eukaryota, Fungi, Ascomycota, Eurotiomycetes, Eurotiales, Aspergillaceae. Bases 1 to 1221 code for a protein of 406 amino acids. The record is from RefSeq and is a predicted model, not a curated record. The transcript has a single exon. Gene Ontology annotation, biological process: protein folding; response to hydrogen peroxide; response to heat.
AUGACCAUCCGCGCCCUGAACCAGAACAUCCCACCCUGGGCCUUUGCCGCCAACACAGACGAACAGGGCCCAACUCACCCAUUCUCCUCUCCUCACCCCAACCCCAACCCCUGGGCCUUCCAAUCCGCCCCGAACCAGGUCGGUCGCCCCGGCCACCCCUACCCAUCGCCUUGGGCGGCGCAGCCCCGCGACGGGGACAACACCAACGAGGCCACCCACGAACCCGGUGAGGCCACGGCUCCGCGCAAGCCAUAUUCAUACCCCGGGCCGGCCAAGGGCCACCCACCAUACACCUUCCCCGGCGCGCCCGAGGGCCGCAAACCAUACCCGUUCCCGGGCUACGCGCAGCAGCCACACACCUACCCCGGCCCUCUCCCAUGGCACCAGCCACACGCCUUCCCAGGCGCGGCGGAAGGCAGAAAGCCCUACCCUUCGCCGUGGGGCGAUGACGACGGAACAAAGCCCAAGCCGUUCCCGCGCAAGCCAUAUCCCUACCCGGGACCCGCCGAGGGCCACCAGCCGUACCCGUAUCCGGGUCCCAUUCCCUGGCGCCAGCCCUAUCCGUCCCCAUGGGGCGACGACAACGACAACGAUGUCGAUGAUGACAACAAAUGCAAGCCCGCGUUCCCGCGCCAGCCGUACCAAUUCCCGGCUGCGCAAACACACGGCGCAGGCGAAUUGCCUUAUCAGCAGCCGUCUGACACGUUCCCCGGGUUCCAGCGAGGCGGACCCGGGGGCCGAGGAUGGGGUGCAAAUGCAAAUGGUUACAGUGCACGCACCGGCUUCGACGCACCCCACCACCCUUGGGGCUUCCCUCUCCUCUACUCCAAUCAACAGCCCUAUACGUUCCCCGGAGUCAAAUCCGAUACAUACCAACCCGACGUGGACGUGUUCGACACCCCCGAGGCGUUCGUGAUCCACAUGCCUCUGCCCGGCGCGAAGAAGGAAGAUGUCGAGGUCAGUUGGGACCCCAGGGCUGUGCAGCUUGGUAUUUCGGGGACUAUCGCUCGGCCCGGGUCAGAGGAGCUGCUGAAGACGAUUGCGCUGGAUGAGCGCCGGGUGGGGGCGUUUGAGCGCAAAGUACGACUAGGCGGCCCGGGCAGUGCGCCGAAAGUGGAUGGCGAGGCCAUCUCGGCCAAGUUGGAGGAUGGGGUGCUGGUUGUCGAGGUGCCGAAGACGGAGCCGGAUGAUGUUGAGGUGAAGAAGGUGGUGAUUGAGUGA